CGCAAGAGAGAGUGCCUUAAAGGGCGAGCGAAGACCGAGGUCGGGAGGGCAUGGGGCGAGGCCGGGUAGGCGCGAGGCCGCGUUCUUCUCGCGGUGUUUCCUGACCGGACCGGGCGGCUCCCGCUCCCCUCCCCGUCUCCGCUGAGCUCUCGCGAGAGCAGCGGACAGGGCAAGAUGGCCGUGGCCUGCCGCCGCCUGUGAGCCGAAGGGUCAGAGCGAGGCUCGAGCUCCCCCCAGCGAGUCCGAGACGGGAGGUGGCGGUGGCGGGCAAUGCGGGCGGGCCCGACCCGGGUCCGCCGACGGAGUAGAUGCUACGCGCCGCGGCCGCCCCACCUGCUCUGAGCGCCCCCCGCACUCCCCGGAGCCCGGGCCCGAGGCGGCGGCGGCGGCGGCGCAGGCGGCGGCCAUGACCGGUGAGAAGAUCCGCUCCCUGCGGAGGGACCCGAAGCCCAGCGGCAAGGAGGACAGCGACCUACUGGAGCCGGGUGACGACGAGGCGGCUGCCGCCCCCGGGCCCUUCACGGCAGCGCGUGGAGCUGGACCAGGCGGCGGCCGGCCGGGUUCCCGCGGGAGCAGCCAUCCUCUGCCUGUGCCCUCGCAGCCACUGCUGCCGUCGCUGAGCACCCCCGGCAGCCAUAGCAGCUUCAGCAGCUACGCCUCGGCCUCCAGCAUCGCGGGAGGCGCAGCCGCUGACCCUCGGCUGAUCCCUGCGCUCUACCCCGUGCACGAAUGCGUUUUCAAGGGCGACGUGAAGAGGCUCUCGUCCUUGAUCCGGACCCACCAGAUCGCUCAGAAGGACCUUCACGGAAACACUCCUUUACAUCUUGCUGUGAUGUUAGGAAAUAAAGAAUGUGCCCAUUUGCUUUUGGCCCACAAUGCUCCAGUAAAGGUGAAAAACGCUCAGGGAUGGAGCCCUCUGGCAGAAGCCAUCAGCUAUGGAGACAGACAGAUGAUUACAGCACUUUUAAGGAAACUUAAGCAGCAGUCCCGGGAAAAUGUGGAAGAAAAGCGACCUCGAUUAUUAAAAGCCCUGAAAGAGCUAGGUGACUUUUAUCUAGAGCUUCACUGGGAUUUUCAAAGCUGGGUGCCUUUACUUUCCCGAAUGCUGCCUUCCGAUGCAUGUAAAAUAUACAAACAAGGUAUCAAUAUCAGGCUUGACACAACUCUCAUAGACUUUACUGACUUGAAGUGCCAACGAGGGGACUUGAGCUUCAUUUUCACUGGUGACUCUCCGCCCUCUCAGUCGUUUGUAGUGUUAGAUAACGAACAGAAAGUUUACCAGAAGAUCCAUCACGAGGAAUCAGAGACGGAAACAGAGGAAGAAGUUGACAUUUUAAUGAGCAGUGAUAUUUAUUCCGCAACUUUAUCAACCAAAACCAUCACUUUCACUCGUGCCCAAACAGGAUGGCUUUUCCGGGAAAAUAAAACAGAAAGAGUGGGAAACUUUCUGGCCAACUUUUACCUGGUGAAUGGACUUAUUUUAGAAUCCAGAAAAAGGAGAGAACAUCUUAGUCAAGAAGAUAUCAUUCGAAAUAAGGCCAUCCUGGAGAGUUUAAGUAAAGGUGGAACCUUAAUGGAACAGAAUUUUGAGCCCCAUAGAAGGCAGUCGCUGACGCCGCCCCCUCCGAACACCAUUACCUGGGAGGAGUACGUGUCCGCCGAGACCGGGAAAGCGCCUCACCUGGGCAGAGAGCUCGUGUGCAAAGAGAACAAGAAAAUGUUCAAAGCCACCGUCGCCAUGAGCCCGGAGUUCCCCCUGGGGAUCGAGUCGCUGCUGAAUGUCUUGGAAGUCAUCGCGCCCUUCAAGCACUUUAGCAAGCUGCGAGAGUUCGUGCAGAUGAAGCUGCCUCCCGGCUUCCCCGUCAAGCUCGAUAUCCCCGUGUUCCCCACCAUCACAGCCACUGUGACUUUCCUGGAGUUCAGAUACGCCAAAUUUGACAACCGCAUCUUCGCUGUCCCCGACGACUACAAGGAGGAUCCUAACCGGUUUCCUGACCUUUAGCUCGCCCGGACAACUCGGCGUCCCAGCCUCGCAGCGGCAGCCAGUGGAUGCAGAAGCCGAGACGUUUGUCCAGACGGAGGGAGAGGGCGCUCCAAGUCCUCUGCGGCUGGGCGGCACUCGGAGGCCCGGCUCUCGGGCUCGCUCUCUGGCGGCUCGGACACUCGGACGCUAGAGCAGCUGACACGGAGACCCUCCUGGGCUGCCCGCGGGGGAGACGGGCCCUUCGGGCGUGUGGUGACCCGGGCGGCGGAGAGAUCCUUCGGGCCCACCAGAACCCCACGCCGGGCGGCUCAGCCUCUGAGUGUUUGUUGGACGUAGCGAACCGGAAGGGACGCCCUUUGCUGUAGACGACACGACCGGACGGUGACCAUUAAACAGUUGCAUUUUCACGUUGCAAUACAUUUCCGAACUAGCAUUCACUCUGCAGGGAAUACGGUACCUCCUGUAGCACCUUAGUGCAACUCCGUGUGGUGCUAUUCAUGUUUUUAUCGGAAUUCUCAAGUGGAAAAUGUUUCUUACUAACCUUUGCCGUAGUCUCGACCUUUCUUUUCUAACCCAUGUUCAUGGUAGUGUUGGCUAGCAUGCUUAACGAUGUUCAUCUUCCAAAUCAUAGCGCUUUCCAAAAAAGAAUCCAAACCUUGUGAAAUCGGCCUCCCCCUUGGGGUGCCCGCGUGGCCGCCGCGUGACGGGCUCGGGAGCCGACCAGCGUCGUCCUCCUGAAACGCGUCCCCGCCUUCAGGGCGACUCCUAGAAUCCGCGCCGUGCUUUGGUCCAACUCCAGACGCACCUGUUGGUUUCCUUUAGCCACCUUGAGGAAAACCUCUCCAUUUAUUUUGUCUCUAGGUGUUCCGAUCAUGGAUUCCCCGGUUUUUCAGUUGAAAUCUUUCCUAUAAUUCCAAGUUGGUUGGAAGGUCCAAAGUGGAAAAUACUGAGUGCGAAUUCCGCUCGCCGCCGGGGGGCCGGGCCUGCUGGGGUCCGAUGGUGGAACAAGGGGCCGGGAUGCCCGCGAGUCCCCCGUCGGCACAGAACUCCGCGUGCUCGUUCCAGACGGCCCGAGCUUAGCCUUUGAUUCCGCCAGGAUCUGCGCAGACGCCAAACACCGGACCAAACGGCUGUCUGGCCCCUGGAGCCGCGUCCCGCCGCACCCAAGACGCGAGGACCAGCGCGCGCUCUCGGGACAGGAAGCUGGCGGGGAGCCAAGAGAAGGCGCGGCCCGCCGCGGAGGACGUGCUUAAGGGAGCGCCGAGGCCUCUUUCUCUCCAUUCAGUGUAUAGGACUGCAUAGAUGUUCACAUUUUAAUAAGAAAGGAAGUAAUUUUUAUAGUGCAGAAAACAAAGUAUUCAUGGUUAAAUUUUUUAAAUUAUAAUUAUCGUUGUAUGUGGCUUCUUGGACCUUGGGGGGAAACGGGUGUUCGGUGUCAGUUUCUUAGCGUGUCUCCCCAUAAGCUUUGGGAGCCCCCCUGAGGUCUCUCCAAGGUCUGCCACGGGGGGGUUGGAUCAGGCCGGGGGUCGGCUCUGGUUUCCCGUGUUUAGAAGGUGGCGCCUUCCACGGGCCAUCUGAUGGAUGGGGGGAGGGGAGGUGGCGGCGGUCAGUCUGUGUCCUGGAGCUGUGAACACUUGACUGGGCUCUACUGGAAGUAAAACUACUGAACACAUUUGCACUUAGAAUCGUUUUGCACACAUUUGUACUCAGAUCCUUGGUUCCCACGUGCCGCCAUCUUCCCAGCCCCACAGGACAGAUGGACGUCCCGCCCUUCCCAUGACGACUAUUAGGAAUCCACUCUGAUGCAAAUAAACUUUUCACAGUA
Molecule: messenger RNA, 3809 nt
Organism: Monodelphis domestica (gray short-tailed opossum)
Lineage: Eukaryota; Metazoa; Chordata; Mammalia; Didelphimorphia; Didelphidae
Gene: ANKRD13C
Product: ankyrin repeat domain 13C
Biological process (GO): protein retention in ER lumen
Cellular component (GO): cytoplasm
Molecular function (GO): signaling receptor binding
Source: RefSeq, a predicted model, not a curated record